AUGUCAAGUAGUCAACGAGCAGAAAGUGGACAUGCAUUUUUCAAGAAAUUUGUUUCGAAGAACAAUUCAUUGGUGGAUUUUAUGAUACAGUUUGGCAGGAGACUAGUGCACCAAUGUCACGAGGAGUUGAUGGCCGAUCACAAAGAUGUAAUUGAGAAACCUAAACUUAGAAUAAAUCAUGAUUUUUUGGAGCAAAUGGUUGAUAUUUACACGAAUGAGAUGUAUUACAAGUUUGAGGCUGAAGUGUGUGACAGCUUUAACUACAAGUUGCAAUUUGUUCGGGAAACCGACAAUCACCGUGUUUAUCAAAUUCAAAGAAAGAAACACGCAACAAGUAAAAUCCGUAAAAUCGUUUAUGACAAGGACUUGAAUUUGGUUUCUUGUAGUUGUAAAAAGUUCGAAAGCGCCAGAAUCCCAUGUACGCACAUUAUCUCAUAUUUAAUGAAAUUUGAUGUUGAAAUAUUGCCCGAUAAAUACAUCUUAAAGAGGUGGACUAAGUCUGCAAAAUCGGGGACAAUAGAUGAUGAUAAAGGUAUGCAGAUAUCUCCUGAUACUUCUUAUCUUUUAGCGAGGAGUCAAUUUAUCCAAUCGUCUUUGGAUUUAGUUGACAAGGCCUUAGUAUGUGAAGAAACAAGGACGAUGUUUACCAAUGGAUUGUGUAGCAUUAAUGAGCAAAUUGUCCAAUUUCUUAGUAGCCGCAUGGCGAUAAUGAGCUUCACUGAGAAAAGUUUGCUUAUAUUCGGCGGUGGCCUUGCAAAUAUUCCUGCCACAGUCAUGAAUCUCCAUGGUUUUGAGGCUCCCAGUGAUUAUGAAACAACCCUAAUCGAAGUUGCUGCCACAGUCAUGAAUCUCCAUGGUUUUGAGGCUCCCAGUGAUUAUGAAACAACCCUAAUCGAAGUUGUCGACAAAUGA
Messenger RNA from Asparagus officinalis (garden asparagus), 912 nucleotides. RefSeq names its product protein FAR-RED IMPAIRED RESPONSE 1-like. Gene Ontology annotation, biological process: regulation of DNA-templated transcription. The record is from RefSeq and is a predicted model, not a curated record. The coding region runs from base 1 to 912 and encodes 303 amino acids. The transcript is spliced from 2 exons. NCBI's taxonomy places the organism in Eukaryota, Viridiplantae, Streptophyta, Magnoliopsida, Asparagales, Asparagaceae. Gene Ontology annotation, molecular function: zinc ion binding.